Molecule: messenger RNA, 900 nt
Organism: Exophiala viscosa
Lineage: Eukaryota; Fungi; Ascomycota; Eurotiomycetes; Chaetothyriales; Herpotrichiellaceae
Product: protein-tyrosine phosphatase
Exons: 1
Coding region: 1-900 (299 amino acids)
Biological process (GO): dephosphorylation
Molecular function (GO): phosphoprotein phosphatase activity
Source: RefSeq, a predicted model, not a curated record
AUGCAAAACGAAAGACGCGACAAACCUCAGUUCGACAACCUUCUCAACUUUCGUGAUGUUGGCGCUCACAUCAAUACAAUACUGGGGGCCAAUGUCCUCAAGACAGGUCGACUGUUCAGAAGUGCUCGUCCGGACGAAUGCAGUCUGUCGGACCGUGAACAACUCAUCAACAAAUUCAAGAUAAAGACCAACCUCGAUCUGCGGUCCAAAACAGAGCACAUCAAUGCCGCCAGGAAACGAUCAGAAGUUGCCCUCGCCUCACAGUCUGCUGUUGUUCCCUCUUCAGACAAGGCCGUACAGCAAGCAAUUGAAAUCCCCGGUAUUCGAUACGCCUAUAUCAACCUCAAUGGCAAAGGAUUUGAGCGACACUUGAUCUGGCAACUCAAGUACACCAGUUUGGCCAAAAUGAUCGGGCUCAUGGCUCUUGGUUACCGAACCGAGGGCAUCUCUGUGCUUGGCCGGGAAUUGAUGAAACCUCGCGGACUCGUUGGACUUGGGAUCGAUACCCUCGACCACAGUGGACCUGAAAUCAAGGAAGUAUUUGACCUUCUGUCCGACCAAGGCGCAUGGCCUAUUCUGGCUCACUGUACCCAGGGGAAAGACAGAACUGGGCUCGUAGUGUUGUUGGUGCUCCUACUAUGCAACAUCAACAUCGACGCCAUCAGCAAGGAUUAUGUCCUGUCUGAAUCAGAACUGGAACCGGAAAAGGCAGCAAGAAUGGAAGAGAUCUCAAGCAUUGGCCUGGACGAGUCUUUUGCGGGCUGCCCUCCUGAAUUCUGCCACAAAGUCCUUCAACAUCUCGACUCGGUAUACGGUGGCGUUGAAGGUUAUCUCGAUAAGAUUGGUAUCGAUCACGGUCAACGUGAACGUGUAAAGAAUGCGAUCCUAGCCACGCAGUGA